CUUUUAACGACAAUUCUUUUUCUUUUUCUCCCCGUUUCAGAAAUAUCUCUACCUGGACAUGCGUUUUCACCUCCCAAAUUCAACGCUUUUCCAAUUCCCAUCCAAGUCUCGUCCGAGAGGAAAUCUAGCUCAAUUUCCCCUCCCAAAAAUCUAGCUCCCAAACCUAUACAUACACAACUCUAUACGUAUAUAUUCAUAUAGUAGUACACACACACAUAUUUCUGUAUAUUUUUGAAGUCGGAGAAAUGGAUCGGAGGACCACGGAAAGUCUGGUCUAUGCGCGGCAGUGGAGUGGGGGAUCAAGCAGUACAGGCUCAUCGUCGCCUGCAGGAUCACCGGCGCAUCCACGAUCGAGGCUACCGCCGGCCACAGGGGGGAUGUCUACUAUUAAAAGGACUCAGAACGUUGCUGCCAAGGCCGCCGCGCAGCGACUGGCCCAGGUCAUGGCUUCGCAGGCCACCGCCGAUGACGAUGACGAUGAUGAUGAUCUUGGAUUUCGGUUUGCUGGUGCUCCUCCGCCGCCUGCCAGCGGUUUUUCUAGUAAUGUGAAUAGUAGCAGAGUUGAUAGGAACAGUCACAGUGGAUUCCCGGCUGCUUCGCUUGCUACACCGAAUAGAUCUCCAUCACCUGCGUUAGGUCGGAACUUUAUGGAUCACACGCCUUCAGUACGUUCCACUUCUGCUGGAAGGCCUUCAAUGUCUGUUCGUUCAACCACCACUACUGUUUUGCCCCAGAAUAAACCAACACUGAGAACUCCAGUUGCCAUCCCACCAAUAGAACCUCCAAGUGGCAGAUUUCGAGAAAAGAGGCUCACACCAGAUGUUGGACUAGUUGACUUGAAAGCUUCAGGAAAUGAACAUGAAGCUUCUGCACUUCGAGAUGAACUUGACAUGAUACAAGAGGAAAAUGAACUUAUUCUUGACAAGCUUCGUCAUGCAGAAGAAAAACGUGAAGAAGCCGAAGCUAGGGCCAGGGAGUUGGAGAAACAGGUUGCUGCUCUGGGGGACGGAGUAUCUCUAGAAGCUAAGCUAUUGAGCAGGAAGGAAGCAGCAAUUCGGCAAAGAGAGGCAGCUCUUAAAGCUGCGCAGCAGACGAAGGAUGGGAGAGAUGAACAAAUUUCAUCUCUACGUGCUGAGAUUGAGAAUUUAAAAGAUGAGACAGUGAAUACCAUGGAGCAGCUGCGAGAAGCUGAAUCUGAAGCAAAAGCUCUACGUGUUAUGACCCAAAGAAUGAUUUUGACUCAUGAAGAAAUGGAGGAGGUUGUUCUGAAGAGGUGCUGGCUUGCUCGCUAUUGGGGCUUAGCUGUACAUUAUGGUAUUUGUACUGAUGUAGCAGCUUUGAAACAUGAACACUGGUCAUCUCUGGCACCUCUUCCAUUUGAAGUUGUCAUUUCUGCUGGACAAAAAGCGAGGGAAGAGUCUUGGAAUGGUGGAGAUGAUACAGAAAGAAGGAACAAACAUGUACGGAAUUUAAGUGACUUAACAGGGGAAGGAAAUAUUGAGAGCAUGCUUUCAGUUGAAAUGGGCUUGAGGGAAUUAGCUUCCUUGAAGGUUGAAGAUGCUGUUGUCUUAGCACUUGCCCAACACCGACGUUCAAGUUUGGUUCGUCAUUCUUUCUUGGAACCUAAAUCAACUAUUGAGACGAAAUAUAUGGAGCCGUUUGAAUUAAGUCAAGAAGAGUCGCAAGAUGUUCUCUUCAAGGAGGCUUGGCUUACGUACUUUUGGAGAAGAGCCAAAGAUCAUGGUGUUGAAGAGGAUAUAGCUGAAGAGAGACUUCAGUUCUGGAUAAGCCGUAAUGCACAAUUGCCAACAUCACAUGAUGCCGUUGAUGUUGAACGAGGCCUAACAGAGCUGAGGAAAUUGGGAAUAGAACAGCAGCUGUGGGAAGCCUCUCGCAGGGAAUUAGAACAGCAAUCUAUUCCGACUUUGAUGCCAGGUGUCGAAUCUGACAAUUCCUCAUGAUCCACUUGCACUUCAUAGGUGGCAAGUGGGGUUUAUUUAACCGUGAAACCAAGUCGGAUGCGACUUCAGAAUUGGGCUGGGAAUGUCUGCUUUAAGCUGAUGACCGCUAAACCAGCAAUUGAUGACGCAGGAGAUGCGGGUUUACUAAAUCAUUCAGAAAAAAUUCGUAUUACAUCAAGUACACAUGGGGUAGCAGAAAGCACUUUUAUUAUAAGAGCUCUUAGAAGAAGUGAUUAAUAUGUUGCUUUGCAGCACUUUUGCAAAGGGACUUUUGGGGAACAAAGUGUCUGGUUUUGAUUUCUGAAACGAAACUUCUGAUCAUUCUUUUUA
Messenger RNA from Coffea eugenioides, 2291 nucleotides. RefSeq names its product coiled-coil domain-containing protein SCD2-like. The coding region runs from base 246 to 1961 and encodes 571 amino acids. The transcript is spliced from 18 exons. Gene Ontology annotation, biological process: cytokinesis by cell plate formation. The record is from RefSeq and is a predicted model, not a curated record. Lineage: Eukaryota; Viridiplantae; Streptophyta; Magnoliopsida; Gentianales; Rubiaceae.